AUGAAUGAACAAAAUGAUACAAUAAAAUAUUCGGAUUUUCACUUGUCCAAACAUGGCAAUAAACGAGUCAGGAUUAACAAAACAAAUGAUAAUGUAAAAUAUCUAAUUUCGAGAUUUACAAAUCAUAGUGAAAUUGAUCGAUUGGCUCCGCCAGUAACAUUUAUAUCAAAGGAUGAGAACCCUGAAGAAGUACUCGACAAUGAAAAAAACGAUACCCCCAACUAUUGGCUACUAAAAAACACAUCCACAGAUAAAGCCAAAAUAACUCAUAAAUCCUAUGUAUCUAAAAAAUGUAAUUUAAAUACAGAUGUAUUUUUUGUUUUAUGUGAAAAUGAAGAAUAUUCAGAGUUAUAUCCUGUUUCUAGCUGGCAAGUAUUUGAACCAGACUUAUCAGCAAAAACGUUAAAUGCAUAUAAUGCUGAUAUUACACAAGAAAAAUUAAAAGCAGAAAAAAAUAAUAAAAGAUUAGAUGAUAUAAUUGAAAGAUUAAAAAAUAAAGAAGAAAGUAUGAAACUAAAUUUAAAAACAAAAGAUACAUCAAAAAAAAAAACACUUAUAAAUAAUAAUCAUGCAAAUAAUCAUGAAAAUUUAUCUAAUACUGUAUCUGGUCAUUCAGGUAAAAAUUUCAAAAAUUAUUCCUCUUCUUCUGAUGAUGAUUUAGGAUUAAAAAGACAAGAAAAAAAAAGAUUAAAAAAUUUAUAUAAAUUAAAAAAGAGAGAAAACAAAGAAGAAAUCGAUUAUGUUGAUUCAGCAUUAUCUAUAACUGAGAUUAGAAAAAAUAAAUCAAGUUGGGAUUAUAAUGAUGAUGGAAAAAGAAGUGAUGAUGAAGAUUUGUAUAUGCAAGAAUCUGCUCAAGAAUUUUUUGAUGAUGAAGAUGAAAAUGAAGAAUCAGAUAAUAACUCAGGAAAUGAAGAAUCUAUAUUAACAUCAUAUGGACAAGCCAUGAAAUCUUUAUUAAAACAACAAAUUAAUGAUGAAGAAGAUGAUGAGUUAAAUCAAUAUUCUGAUGAUGAUGAAGAUGAUGAAGAAGAAGACGAAGAAGAAGAAGAAGAAGAUAAGGAUGAGGAUGAAAAUGAUCAAGAUACUAGUUUAAAAAAAAGAAAUAUAGAUAAUAAAUCACAAAUUUCUAUUGAUCAUGCUAGAAAUAAAGCAAACCAAAUUAAUAAAAAAAGAAAAAAUACAAAUACUGGUAUUGAAAGAAAUGACGAAGUUGAUAGUGAAGAUGAUGAUGAAGAUGACGAUGAUGAAGAUGAUGAAGAAGAAGAAGAUGACAAUAAUAAUAGAACACGAAAAAAUAUUAAAAAUGAAACAAAUGAAAAAAAUGAAACUAAUAAAAUUCAUAAUAUUAAUGAAUAUAUAAAAGAUAAAAUUAGAAAAAAUGAAAUACAAUUAAAAAAAGAAAAUUGUGCUAAAAUAUUAUUAAAAAUUAUUGAAAAAAAUAAUGGAAAAAUGGACAUAUUAACUUUGCUAGACAUUUUAAACAUAAAAGAAAAAAAUCAAAAUUUUAUACUCGUACAAAAAUAUAUAAAAGAAUUAUGUAUUAUUAGUUCUCAAACAAUAAAUAAUAAAAAAGUAAAAAUGGUAGCCGUUAAACCAAAGUAUCUAUCGAAGAAAUGA
Molecule: messenger RNA, 1617 nt
Organism: Plasmodium vinckei vinckei
Lineage: Eukaryota; Apicomplexa; Aconoidasida; Haemosporida; Plasmodiidae
Product: conserved Plasmodium protein, unknown function
Exons: 2
Coding region: 1-1617 (538 amino acids)
Source: RefSeq, a predicted model, not a curated record